ACCUCUAGGCGUCCCCGGGACCCGCCGCUCUCCACUCAUUCAAAUGCAAACGGCAGGGUAUAAAUAGAGAGAUUGCCAACAGCAGGCGAGACUGAAUAAAAAGGAGAUUGUACGCGUACCAGCUGCUAGCAGAAAAAAAACGUGCUUGCGGGUGGGAGGAUUUCCCCUUUUUCUUUUGUGUCAUUAAAAAAAAAUUGGGAAGGCUGUUGUUACCCGAAACAACAUGGCUCCAUCGUGCAAACCCAGCAAACCUGGUUCUCUCAGGGAUGAAGGGGACUAUUACACGGUGAAAGAAGAUCGGAAGACUCGCAAGCCACUGAUCGAGAAAAAGAGAAGAGCCCGCAUUAACGAAAGCUUGCAAGAACUGAGACUGAUCCUGGCGGAUACGGAACUGCAGUCGAAAAUGGAGAAUGCGGAGGUCCUGGAGAUGACCGUGAAACGUGUGCAAAACAUACUUCGCAACAGAAAUGUAGAAACAGACAGGUUUAACCAGGAAGCGAACGAGAGGUUUGCAGCUGGCUACAUCCAGUGCAUGCAUGAGGUGCACACUUUCGUCUCAAACUGCCCCGGGAUCGACUCUGCAGUGGCCGCCGAGUUACUGAACCACCUUUUGGAGUCUAUGCCAUUGAGCGAAGACCACUUUCAGGAUUUACUGGGCGAGUUAAUGGCCGAGACUGGCUCCUCCGGCGUUUGGCCUGGGCCUGAUGAUGUGUGCCAUUUAUUGGCGUCCCCCGGAGGUGGCAUCCAGAGCAGUCCCUCAGCACUGUCUCCCUCAUCCACUGCUUCCAGCGAUGACCUGUGCUCCGAUCUGGAUGAAGGGGACUCGCCUGCUGCCGGACAGAGUCCUUUGCUGCAAGAAAAGGUCGACAACUCUCGGACAGAGAGCACGUCUCCUGUAAUGUAUUCGAAAUCGGUCUGGAGGCCGUGGUAACGGAAUGGAUCCAAGUCAAAUAACAGAGCUACCUAGUUUGAAUGGGACAUCGGUUCUCCCGUUUUAAAAGCCAGUAGCAAGUCAUCACUACCUUCAAUGAGCAAUACUGAGUGUGUAACAAGUACAGCAAUUAUGUUUAAUAAGGAAAUAAAUACAAUGAAAGAAACUGAACGAAAACUAGCACUGGGAAUAUCACAAAACAAUUGGCCGAUAUCCUAGAUUGAAGGUUAGCUAUUUUAGGUACUGUCAUGCAUUUCUAAUGGAAUUAGCGCCUCCAGAUCAAGAAUUCUUAGGAACAGAAAAAUGAAAGCGCUUCGAUAAAGCACGACGUUUAAAUAUUUUUUUUUACAUUUUUGAAGUGCAAAUAUGCUCGUGCACACAUGAAUGAACAUGUAAAAUACUCUACUUUUAGUGGUAAAACAAAGUUUAAUAUUCCCUUAAAGGGAUUAAUUCGGAGCUAGAAUUAUUGGUAACAGGGUCCACAGUUCCUCCCUUCAGUGAAGGAAGACAGACUGAAUUAGAUUUGUGCAAGACAUAAAGGUUAGAUGUAAAUGUUCUUAUUAAUUCUAGGGAAAUGCCUUUAGGAAACUUGUAUACCUGAUCCCUGUGCAUUUGAGCCCCGUUACAUUGGCAAUGUUAUGCUAGCACAUUAACCUUUUUUUAAUUGUACGUAUAUAUGUCUGUCAUGUAAGUGGAAUUUUGUUAUGUUUUGUCGUUUAAAUAAACUUUUACCACUUGUUAAAGAAUGAUUAUUUACUAACCUAUAAGUACACAACUUUUUAUGCCAUUAAACGAAGUACAGAUGCAAUGGCACUUAGCUUGCUAUAUGAUGAACUCUACCAAUGCAAUUAUUUGGAUUUGAUAUUGUACAAAGUUAUUAUUUAAAAGCAGUCUUGCAUUUGUCAUGCUAUGCUCAAGCCAAGCACCAAAUUAGAAUGACUUUUAGAUACCAGGAUGUAAAUGUAUGCUUGUUUUAGAGCUGAGGUGCAAUUAACAUAAUAUACAUUUUCCAACUAAGAGUCAAAUUUAAUGUUAUUUGCUAAAUACAAUACCAUGUAAAUUAAGGCAGAAUUUAAUAAUGAUGCAUUACCUAAUGGCUCGGUCUGAAGAGCUCACUAACAUUUCUCAAGAACUAAACAAUGUUUAUGUAAGGGAUGGAAUCCAAAUUGUGAAAUAAUAUGACUACUUAAAUCAUUUAAGUUAGUAAAGUGCAAAAACAUUUCAUUUAAAUUCAAUAUGAUUUAGGUGGCUCUGUGAAACAAAUCUAAUUGGGUUUAUCCAAAUGGGAGUGUGUACUGUGUUAGGCUUCACCAUGUGUUGGCACUUUCAACUCCCAUGCUAAGGCUUCGAAUGUACAUUGACUUGAAUGCCUCUCUUGUCUGUUCCAGUUGCUAAUUACCAGAUAAUUUAUCUAACAUCCUGCAGAAAUUUACUCCAAUUAAUUGUGGGAAUUCUGAAGACAUUGUUUUCAGUAGCUACUCCAGACUCUAUUCCCUUGUUACCAACCCCAUCCUCCCCUCACACUAGCUGAGAUGAAAUAGUUUGCUCUCAUCCCUUGAUCAUGAGAUGAUCUUUAGAUCUCAAAUUCAAGCCAUCACUAAGAACACCUAUUUCUACCUAUAAUAUUGCCCAACUUCACCCUGUCUCGAGCUGCUGAAAUCCACAUUCCCCCUUUACACCUGAUGAUUUUUAAGCAUACCAGUUGGCCUAUUUCUCUCCAUAAACAUGAAGUCAUUAUGAUUCUAUUGCUUUUGCAUCACCAUUCCCAUAUUGACUCCCUGCUUUCUGACUUACAUUGGCUCUUCGUAAAGCAAAACUUGCCUCUAAAUUCCUUGUCCUUGUUUUCAAAUCUCGCCAUGGCCUCACUCUAUAUAUGAGGAGAAAGUGAGGUCUGCAG
Chiloscyllium plagiosum (whitespotted bambooshark) is the source of this 2828-nucleotide messenger RNA. Its product is annotated as transcription cofactor HES-6. Lineage: Eukaryota; Metazoa; Chordata; Chondrichthyes; Orectolobiformes; Hemiscylliidae. The record is from RefSeq and is a predicted model, not a curated record. Gene Ontology annotation, molecular function: protein dimerization activity; DNA binding. Gene Ontology annotation, biological process: regulation of DNA-templated transcription.